GCCGAGACGUCGCCCUCGCAAGGCAGCAGCAUAACAAAAGUUAAUAGAAGGUUACCCACAGACCACUCUGUAAGGGGCGGUAGGAUAUGUCACUGUGCCACACAGCCACAGCGUAUCUCGUACGGAGUGCUAUGGUAUGUCUAAGCCACACAGAUAUCGACGCCACGUUAAGUACGCCACUCAUGAUCAGCUUUCUCCUCGCCAAAGCCGCCAGAUGCGGGUGCUAUUAUUGGCUCUCGGACCAAGUGAAACCACCCAAAAAUGCAACGACAUCGAGUCUUUUUCAGCAAUAAUUCCCUACAGCCAAGAGGGUUUUGUCUGCUCGACUGAUCUUGACUUCGAUGGUCGUGUCUCGUUCCGUCUUCUGUUGCAACAGAACCAAAACCAUGUUCCCUCGCAAGUACCAGCACCAUUAUUGCGUGGUUCCAGGCCCAAGGUCGGUGGCACCCGAGCGAAAAACCCUCCUCUGAUGGGCGUCCAAGAAUGCUUGCGCGUCGCUGAAGGCUUGUUAAGUAUUGUGUUGCCGCCUACACCGAGUGAAUUAAAGGCAAGUCACUCUUUCGCUAUUAACCUCCAUUCCGUUUGUGCAAGUUGCUCGAGACUGUUACUGCACGUCACGCCUAUUUCUGGUACAUUUUUCCACAUCUUGCCACCACUUGACGAGCCUCCUUUCGUAAAUCUCGUCGUCCUUGGAUCUCCCUCUCCAGGGCAUUCAAAAUCAGCGUGCGCGAGUAUCUUCUCGGGCCGAUAGCGCCAAUUGAAUCGAUCGAACGUGCUUCAGUUGCAGCGCCCAAAUAAUACGUCUAGCAUUUUUGACCCAGCAAAGAGGGCAACAGCUUUCUGAACGAAAAAAAUCCUCGAAACCACUGCGGCAAUAAUCAAUCAUGGCCGAUAAAAAUUAUCCUCCGCCGUCAUACCCGCCGCCACAGCAGCAACAACAGAACUCAGCCCAGGGCGGCUUUCAAACGCCCCCGCCGAUGGCUUACAACCCCAACCCGAACCAAUAUCAAAACCAAGCAA
Messenger RNA from Exophiala viscosa, 1020 nucleotides. RefSeq lists its product as uncharacterized. The record is from RefSeq and is a predicted model, not a curated record. The transcript has 2 exons. Lineage: Eukaryota; Fungi; Ascomycota; Eurotiomycetes; Chaetothyriales; Herpotrichiellaceae. The coding region runs from base 137 to 751 and encodes 204 amino acids.